Messenger RNA from Pogona vitticeps (central bearded dragon), 691 nucleotides. The record is from RefSeq and is a predicted model, not a curated record. NCBI's taxonomy places the organism in Eukaryota, Metazoa, Chordata, Lepidosauria, Squamata, Agamidae.
GCUCAGAGGGAAUCGGCGCAGGACCCCCUCGGAGGAAGUGACGUCACGCCCGAGGGCACGCGCGCAGGAGCUACCUUCCGCUUCCAGGUGAGAGGUGGUCGCCAUGGCGGUGCUGGCUUCGAAUCCCAACAACCCGGUGGUGUUUUUCGACAUCACCAUCGGAGGCCAGGAGGUGGGCCGCAUGAAGGUGGAGCUCUUCGCCGAUGUGGUGCCCAAGACGGCGGAGAACUUCAGGCAAUUUUGCACAGGUGAAUUCAGGAAAGACGGCGUUCCAAUCGGUUACAAAGGCAGUACAUUCCACAGGGUUAUAAAGGAUUUCAUGAUCCAGGGAGGUGAUUUUGUCAAUGGAGACGGCACCGGUGUGGCCAGCAUCUACCGGGGCCCCUUUGCCGAUGAGAACUUCAAGCUGAAACACUCGGCGCCUGGCUUGCUCUCGAUGGCAAACAGCGGUCCCAGCACCAAUGGCUGCCAGUUCUUCAUCACGUGCUCCAAGUGCGACUGGCUGGAUGGGAAACACGUCGUGUUUGGUAAAAUAAUUGAUGGCCUGCUUGUCAUGAGGAAAAUUGAAGCCUGUCAUCUUGGACCAUCACCACUUCCCGAUUGCUUCAUCCUUGCUUUGAUCUUCUGCCUCAUCCAUUCCAAGCUUUUAUUUUUUUUUCCCUUCCCCAUGUAAAUAAAGACGAUUCUUUAA